Molecule: messenger RNA, 3402 nt
Organism: Aureobasidium pullulans EXF-150
Lineage: Eukaryota; Fungi; Ascomycota; Dothideomycetes; Dothideales; Saccotheciaceae
Exons: 4
Coding region: 106-2937 (943 amino acids)
Biological process (GO): DNA-templated transcription; regulation of DNA-templated transcription
Cellular component (GO): nucleus
Molecular function (GO): DNA binding; zinc ion binding; DNA-binding transcription factor activity, RNA polymerase II-specific
Source: RefSeq, a predicted model, not a curated record
GGCCGCGGGUCAAGCUUCGCACGUAUCGCUCCUUCCACCAUUACAUACAACCCCAGGGCCCUGCAAUUGUCUUGAUUCCCAUGACCCUCUGUCCUCCAAACUACAAUGCCAUCUAUCCAGGACCGUCCAUCGGCUUUUACGCCCUCUAGGCAAUUGCAAUCCUGGACGCAUGACGACAAGAGUAGCCCUUACCCGCUGCCAGAUCACCGCAGGCCAUCCAUGAUGCAACCAGAGGCUUUGAGACCCAUGGAGCCCGCCAGCAUGGGAAAUGCACCAAGGCCUUACUUGCCCGCUCGGAUUAAUGACCCAAACCAGCCACGACAACAACUACCUGGCCUCCAGGAACUAUUAAGUCCGCCUUUGAGAACUGGCCCCCCGUCAUAUUCUCCCAAUUGGCCAUCGGUCAACAACUCACAACCUAAAUGGUCGGAUGGCCCUGCCUCUUCGGCCAAUGUGCAGCUUCCGCCAGCCAACAGACCACCACAAAUUGGAUCAAUCCCAUUCAACCCUACUCCUCCACCUUUCCAUCGCCUGUCUUUAGAUGUUUCUCCAAUCGACAGGUUUCCUCAACAUUCAUCUAAUAUUCCCCUGGGUGCGAGGCCCUCUUUGCCCGCCCCUCCACCACCCCCGCUUCGCAGGCCUUCGGAUUAUCAAAGCUCGCGCGCUGCAGACCAACUGUCCCAAUCUACACAGGUCGUUGAGAUUGCGUGCCCCCCUCAAUCACAGGUGGCCUCUCCCUACCACGAAGAAAUUUCUGAUGGCGACAUGGCCAGACGUCUGAACGCGACUCAAGGGAUGCGAAAUGCGCCUCCUGCUAGUAAUUACAGCCUGCAAUGUGUUGGUCAACGCCACAUACCUGGAGAAGGGAUGUGCUACGUCUUCAAAGACGGUAGCACUUGUCCAACUAUAAUUGACGGAGAGCCGGUAAACCCGCUUUGGGGGACUACCAAGGCAGGCAAGGCUCGAAAAAGACUUGCACAGGCAUGCCUGAACUGUCGUGAAAAGAAAAUCAAAUGUGAACCUGGUGAGAAGAGUUGCCUCCAAUGCGAAAAGGCCAAGCGAGAAUGCCACAGCAGGCCACCAGCUCCACAGUCACAGGUUGAGCUUGCCAACAAUCCGACUCUGACCAUCCCCAAUGUUCCUUUGGGGCGAGCUGAGUGGUCGAGUCAAUCUUCCGGCAGCAUUGUCAUGGCAGAGGUGCCGAACCAGAAACGCAGGCGUUCAGCACAAGCAGCACAACAAGACGUGCUUAAUCUUCCGCCUACCUGGAGCCGCGACAGAUCCCCUCAAAGUGUAAAGAGACGCAAGUCCGACGGCUCUGCAUCCUCUUUCGAUGGCGCCACUGAUGAGAGACAACGCAAAGACAGCAAAAGAGUCGACCUCGAAGAUAUGAUUCACCCACUCUCCCGACCAGAAAAGCAGAGUCUUUCAUCGUGGGAUGAGGACCCGUACCUCCACGACCCUGAAGCUACAAUGCGCUUCCUCGAAUUAUUCUUUGCCCAGUCUGCUCGCGAGAUAAGCAUCAUGUUUCCUCGGGAUGCUUUCACCCGCUGGGUACAGCAAUGUCGCGAGAAAUGUCAACGGGAAUGUAUGGUACUAUACGCAGUCCUUGCUCUGGGUUCCAUCUUCGCCGAGAACGAAUUCUCUUCCUUUGCCAAAACCUGUGCGGAGAAAGCUGGUCAAGCAGUUUCGCGUAUCGAUGGCAAGUUCAGCAUGGCUAUGGUACAAGCAAGAUUGCUUGUAGCUGGAUACAACCAUCUGGUCGGAAAAGACAGCACAGGCUGGGACUUGAGCGGCUCUGCUCUCAGAGUCAUCAGUGCAAUGCGACUGAACAGCGAAGAUGGAUGUGCGGAAGACUUGGAUGAAUACACCCGCCGAUAUUACAGCUUCUCGCGGGAGCAGCUUAAAGAGUGUCGCAGGCGAACCUUCUGGACCGCUUUUCUUGUCGAUCGUUACCAUGGAUUCUGCGGAGGGUUACUUUGUGCCAUCCAGCUUGAGGACAUUCAGCUUCGACUCCCUUGUAAUGAGCGAUUAUACGAAGAAGGCUUAGCCUCCGAUGCACCACUGUUUGAUUGUUUCCAGCCAGGCAUGGGUAUACAAUCUCUGGACCCUCACUCAAGCGCACCAAGCCCUGCAGCAUACACAAUGGUCGUCGCUUCUCUCUGGACUGACGUGACGAAGCUCAUAUUCCGCCGACCUCGUCAGACUGCAGGUCCCGGAUCCUACGUGAAGAGCCACGAAUCGUUACUAGACGAUGUUCAACGCAAGCUCUUUGACUGGAGAAACGCGUUGCCGUCUCACCUGCAAUACAGCCGACAAAAGCUCGUUGAGGCAAAUCAGCAUGGGUACGCCGGCAGCCUCAUUGCCAUGCAUGCCUUGUAUCACAUUUCGCAACUAAAAGCAGCACGGAACGCACACCAUGAGCUCCUGUCUCCCCGUACUAUGGCGCGACAGAUCAAUGUUGCACACUCACAUGCUAUCCAGCUUUUGGAGAUGGUGUGCGACGUGCGAAGCACAAAGUCUCCUGGAUCAGGCAAAGACCAGGAUCCGAUCAAUCUCUUGUCACCUUUCUUCGCCUACGGAAUAACUGCAGCUAUCGACACACUCAGCGCAGGUGGCCUGAGAGAAGACUUUGGACGCACUAUAAUGCUCAUGAACGAUGGUAUAGCCACCUUGCACGACCUCUCUCAGUUCUGUGCUAGUGCCAAAAUACAGGCGAGGCAAACAAGCAAGAGGAUGGCACUAAUCGAGGUACGAGCAGCUGAAAGCUUCGAGUCAACGGCAGUGGUAGCAGCGCCUCGUGCAAUCAACGGCAGAGAGAAUCAGGACUGUUGGAGGAUCAAUGAACCGAUGGAAAAGGUGUUCACGUUGCAGCAAGACGUGAGCUACGGAACUUCUCCCACGAUCUAUUUCGCGGCGCUAAGAGAAGGUCGUUGAAGGAUACCCAAGUUAUUAGACUUUGAAAUGAGCCACGCAUGAAUGACUAUGAACAAACUGUAUUUUACAACAGCGAGGAGUUUGGCGAACGUGGUUGACGCGACCUCCGAGGACGUUUGCUUUGUGUAUCUCGGGUGUAUUACUCUUACCGGCUUGUACACAUCUCACAAUGGUUCUCAAGAUUGGGGACGGGCUGUUAAUUGGUCAUACUGAGCCAUUUCCUUCAAGCGGUGUAGUUCGUGGUUCUGCCCCAGCAGAAAAAACUACCAAAAGUCAUUUUUGUUUUGUUCUACAGUACUCAUGUACAAUAUACAGUACGUGAGAGCCGAGAUGCGGAUACUAAGUACCGAAGCCGUAUUGCAUGAACAUUGGUUUGAACGUUCGUCGGACCAUGUUGUUGGUUGGGAGAUGUGCAGGGCAAGGUUGUAACUUGGUAGAGUACGUAACUUAAUGCAUAUAUCAAAC